This is a messenger RNA of Sinocyclocheilus grahami, 4006 nucleotides long. RefSeq names its product sodium leak channel non-selective protein-like. NCBI's taxonomy places the organism in Eukaryota, Metazoa, Chordata, Actinopteri, Cypriniformes, Cyprinidae. The record is from RefSeq and is a predicted model, not a curated record. Gene Ontology annotation, molecular function: monoatomic cation channel activity. Bases 104 to 3991 code for a protein of 1295 amino acids. The transcript is spliced from 34 exons. Gene Ontology annotation, cellular component: plasma membrane. Gene Ontology annotation, biological process: monoatomic ion transport; transmembrane transport; positive regulation of synaptic transmission, GABAergic.
CAACUCCUCCGAUCAGCUGUCUUUCGUGUUGAAUUCAAUUCCUCUCUAUGCCGGGGAUGAAUGCACCAAUGAGGAGCCUGACCGGUAUGCCUGAUCGCAUGUUAUGUGCAGUGCUGGAGCAAUUUCAGCUUUACUUUUCCCGUUGAUCCACUCUCUCUAUAGCACAGCGAGCCCAAGCAUGCUGAAGAGGAAGCAGAGCUCGCGGGUCGAGGCCCAGCCCAUGACCGAUUUUGGGCCAGAUGAAACACUGACAGACAGUGCUGACAUUCUUUGGAUCAACAAACCAUGGGUGCAUUCUCUCCUGCGAGCCUGUGCCAUAAUUAGUGUAAUUUCGGUGUGUAUGAAUACACCUAAGACCUUUGAGCACUACCCGCCCCUGCAGUAUGUCACCUUCGCCCUGGACACGCUGCUGAUGUUCCUCUACACUGCAGAGAUGAUCGCCAAAAUGCAUAUCAGGGGCAUCAUCAAGGGAGAGAACUCCUAUGUUAAAGACCGCUGGUGCAUGUUUGAUGGCUUUAUGGUGGUCUUCCUCUGGGUCUCUCUUGUGCUUCAGGUGUUUGAAAUAGCAGAGAUUGUGGACCAAAUGUCACCCUGGGGAAUGUUACGUAUACCGAGGGCCCUCAUUAUGAUCCGAGCCUUUCGAAUCUACUUCCGAUUUGAACUGCCACGUACCCGCAUAACCAACAUUCUCAAACGGUCAGGGGAGCAGAUCUGGAGUGUGUCCAUAUUUUUGCUCUUCUUCCUGCUCCUAUAUGGAAUCCUGGGGGUUCAGAUGUUUGGAACCUUCAAUCAUCACUGCGUCACCAAUGAUACACAGAAAGGUAAUGUGACAUGGAACAGCCUAGCGAUCCCUGAUACACACUGCUCUCCGAAUGGGGAGGGUUAUCAGUGUCCGGCGGGGUUUAAGUGUGUGGAUUUGGAAGACUUGGGACUCAGUAGACAGGAACUCGGAUACAGUGGCUUCAAUGAGCUUGGCACCAGUAUAUUCACUGUAUAUGAGGCUGCGUCUCAGGAGGGAUGGGUCUUCAUCAUGUAUCGAGCCAUUGACAGCUUCCCACGCUGGCGCUCAUAUUUCUACUUCAUCACGCUCAUCUUCUUCCUCGCCUGGCUGGUCAAGAACGUGUUCAUCGCUGUGAUUAUUGAAACAUUUGCUGAGAUCAGAGUGCAGUUCCAGCAGAUGUGGGGGUCCCGGAGCAGCACCACGUCAACAGCUACUACACAGAUGUUUCACGAGGACGCGUCUGGAGGAUGGCAGCUCGUGGCAGUCGACGUGAAUAAACCACAUGGCCGGGCGCCUGCUUGCCUCCAGCAACUGAUGCGAUCUUCAGUCUUCCACAUGUUCAUCCUCAGUAUGGUGGCCGUUGAUGUGAUUGUAGCUGCUAGCAAUUACCACAAGGGUGAGGACCAUAAACUCACCAAUGAUGAGUUCUACCUGGCUGAGGUUGCCUUCACUGUGCUGUUUGAUUUGGAAGCUCUGCUGAAAAUCUGGUGUUUGGGCUUCACUGGCUACAUCAGUUCCUCUCUACACAAGUUUGAGUCUUUGCUUGUAGUGGGCACCACCCUGCACAUCUACCCUGAUCUCUACCACUCGCAGUUCACCUACUUCCAGGUUUUGCGAGUGGUCCGUCUAAUAAAGAUCUCUCCGGCACUGGAAGACUUUGUGUAUAAGAUUUUCGGUCCAGGGAAGAAACUCGGCAGUCUAGUGGUGUUCACUGCCAGUCUGCUCAUAGUGAUGUCUGCCAUCAGUCUGCAGAUGUUCUGCUUUGUGGAGGACUUGGAUCGUUUCACCACAUUUCCACGGGCAUUUAUGUCCAUGUUCCAGAUUCUUACGCAGGAGGGAUGGGUGGAUGUCAUGGACCAAACUCUGGUGGCAGUGGGACAGAUGUGGGCUCCAGUGGUGGCCAUAUACUUCAUUCUCUACCACCUGUUUGCCACACUGAUCCUUCUGAGUCUUUUUGUGGCUGUUAUUUUGGACAAUCUGGAGUUGGAUGAAGACUUGAAAAAGUUAAAACAGCUGAAACAGAGCGAAGCCAAUGCUGAUACAAAAGAGAAACUUCCUUUGCGAUUACGGAUCUUUGAGAAGUUCCCCAAUCGACCACAGAUGGUGAAAAUCUCCAAAUUGCCAUCAGACUUCACUGUGCCCAGAAUCAGGGAGAGCUUCAUGAAGCAGUUCAUCGACCGACAGCAGCAGGACCCCAGCUGUCUGUUCCGUCGCCUUCCCUCAGCGUCGUCCUCAUCCUGUGACCAUUCCAAGAGGUCUGCCAUUGAGGAUAAUAAAUACAUAGAUCAGAAGCUCCGAAAGUCAGUAUUUAGCAUCCGGGCCCGUAACCUCAUGGAAAAGGAAACCACUGUCAAUAAAAUUCUGCGAGCCUGCACUAGACAACGUAUGCUGAGUGGCUCUUUUGAGGGUCAGCCAACUAAAGAGAGAUCCAUACUCAGUGUCCAGCAUCACAUCCGCCAAGAACGCCGGUCCCUCAGACACGGCUCUACCAGCCAGAGAAUCAGCAGAGGGAAAUCCCUGGAAACACUCACUCAAGAUCACUCCAGCACGGUCCGCUACCGUAACGCCCAGCGGGAGGACAGUGAAAUCAAGAUGAUACAAGAGAAAAAGGAGCAGGCUGAGAUGAAACGAAAAGUCCAAGAGGAGGAACUCCGGGAAAACCAUCCGUACUUUGACAAGCCACUCUUCAUCGUUGGUAGAGAGCAUCGCUUCCGAAACUUUUGCCGAAUGAUUGUGCGGGCCCGUUUCAAUGCGUCAAAAACGGAUCCCAAUACAGGCGCAGUGAACAGCACAAAAUACCAUCAAUUAUAUGAUUUGCUGGGCUUGGUAACCUAUCUGGACUGGGUGAUGAUCGUGGUCACCAUCUGCUCUUGUAUUUCCAUGAUGUUUGAGUCCCCUUUUACUAGGGUCAUGCAUGUACCUACCCUGCAGAUCGGAGAAUACGUCUUUGUCAUCUUCAUGAGCAUUGAGCUGAACCUGAAGAUCAUGGCAGAUGGUCUGUUCUUCACUCCUACUGCAGUCAUUCGAGACUUCGGUGGUGUCAUGGACAUCUUCAUCUACUUAGUCAGUCUGAUCUUUCUAUGCUGGCUACCAAACAAUGUGCCUCCUGAGUCUGGUGCCCAGCUCCUCAUGAUGCUACGCUGCCUACGGCCAUUGCGUAUCUUUAAACUGGUGCCCCAAAUGAGGAAGGUGGUUCGAGAGGUCCUCAAGGGUUUCAAAGAGAUCUUCCUGGUCUCUAUUCUUCUUCUGACACUAAUGCUGGUGUUUGCAACCUUCGGGGUGCAACUCUUUGCUGGAAAACUUGCCAAAUGUAAUGAUCCCCAUAUCUCCAGUAAGGAGGACUGCCACGGCAUCUUUAGAAUCAACGUGAGCAUUUCAAAGAACCUGAAUUUAAAGCUCAGGCCAGGCGAGAAGAAACCAGGAUUCUGGGUGCCAAGAGUUUGGGCAAACCCUCGAAACUUCAAUUUCGAUAAUGUAGGCAACGCCAUGCUGGCUCUGUUUGAGGUGCUGUCACUGAAGGGUUGGGUGGAGGUGAGAGACGUCAUCAUACACAGAGUGGGACCGAUUCAUGGCAUCUACAUCCACGUCUUUGUGUUCUUGGGCUGUAUGAUCGGGCUCACUCUUUUUGUUGGUGUUGUCAUAGCCAACUUUAAUGAAAAUAAGGGUACUGCUCUUUUGACCGUGGAUCAGAGGAGAUGGGAAGAUUUGAAAAGUCGCCUGAAGAUUGCUCAGCCCCUCCACCUCCCCCCACGUCCAGAAAACGGUGGAUUCCGUGCAAAAAUGUAUGAUAUUACCCAACAUCCUUUUUUCAAGCGAGGUAUUGCAGUACUGGUGUUAGCACAGUCUGUCCUCCUGUCUGUUAAGUGGGAUGAAGUUGACCCAGUUACUUUUCCUUUGGCCACAAUGUCUGUGGUUUUCACUUUAAUUUUUGUUCUGGAGGUAAACAUGUUACAGUAUAUAUUUCAAAUUCUGUUUGCUGUGCUUUCAUGAGUCAGUCCAAGCAAG